Molecule: messenger RNA, 657 nt
Organism: Saccharomyces kudriavzevii IFO 1802
Lineage: Eukaryota; Fungi; Ascomycota; Saccharomycetes; Saccharomycetales; Saccharomycetaceae
Gene: HNT3
Product: DNA 5'-adenosine monophosphate hydrolase
Exons: 1
Coding region: 1-657 (218 amino acids)
Biological process (GO): double-strand break repair; single strand break repair
Cellular component (GO): nucleus
Molecular function (GO): single-strand break-containing DNA binding; DNA 5'-adenosine monophosphate hydrolase activity; double-stranded RNA binding
Source: RefSeq, a predicted model, not a curated record
AUGUCGUGGAGAUAUGCAUUGAAGCAUUACGUCACCAAUCCAGAAACCAUGGAUGAUGGUACGGUCAUUUACUUUGACGACAAAGUCUCCAUCAUCAAGGACUCGUUUCCUAAAUCAGAGUGUCAUUUAUUGAUCUUACCACGAUCUACACAGUUGAGUAGGGGUCAUCCCACCAAGGUAAUUGAUUCCAAAUUCAAGAACGAAUUCGGGCCAUACGUUCAUUCUGCAACUAACUAUAUUUUCAGACAUAUGCGGGACAAGUUCAGAGUGAAGAAAAGUGUUCAUGACAAUGACCCAAACUGGGACGGUGAUAUUCUAGAGGACAAAGACAAAUUUGUAAGAAAAUUCGUACAAAUUGGGAUACACAGUGUGCCUUCAAUGGCCAAUUUACAUAUACACAUAUUAUCCAGAGAUUUCCAUUCGGUAAAAUUGAAGAACAAAAAACACUAUAAUUCAUUCAAUUCUGCAUUUUUCAUUGAUUGGGAUGAUUUACCACUAGGAAAAAAAUCGUUGGGAAGUGAUAAGGACAUUGAAACAAAGUAUUUGAAAAAUCAUGAUUUGGUUUGCUGCUAUUGUCACGAAAAUUUUAGUAAUAAAUUUACGUCAUUGAAAAAACAUUUAGAAUUGGAGUUCAAUGACCAUUUUGAGCUCAAAUAA